Messenger RNA from Osmerus eperlanus (European smelt), 1217 nucleotides. It is a transcript of the gene cxcr1, whose product is annotated as C-X-C chemokine receptor type 1. Gene Ontology annotation, molecular function: C-X-C chemokine receptor activity; C-C chemokine receptor activity; C-C chemokine binding. Gene Ontology annotation, biological process: neutrophil chemotaxis; G protein-coupled receptor signaling pathway; calcium-mediated signaling. Lineage: Eukaryota; Metazoa; Chordata; Actinopteri; Osmeriformes; Osmeridae. The transcript is spliced from 2 exons. The record is from RefSeq and is a predicted model, not a curated record. The coding region runs from base 1 to 1089 and encodes 362 amino acids. Gene Ontology annotation, cellular component: membrane; external side of plasma membrane.
AUGACAGAUCCAAACACCAUCUUUCUCAUCUCAGACUUUGAUGAGCUCUAUAACGAUAUCAACUACACUGAUCCCUUUAAUGGCUCAGACUUCAUGCUGGAUGUCAACACCCUCACCUGUGAGAGCACCCCCAUCUCUCACGCCGUCAGUCUGGUCGUAUGUAGCUUCUACAUUCUCAUAUUCCUGUUGGCGAUACCUGGCAACCUGCUGGUGGGGCUGGUGAUCGGCUUGAGCAAGCAGGCCCUGUCUCCCUCCGACCUCUACCUCCUCCACCUGGCUGUGGCUGACAUCAUCCUGGCCGCCACCCUGCCCUUCUGGGCCACCUCCGUGUUGCAGAGCUGGCUGUUUGGCAGCGUAGGCUGCAAGAUCGUCUGCCUCCUCCUGGAGGUGAGCUUCUACGCCAGCAUCCUGUUCCUGGCCUGCAUCAGUGUGGACCGCUAUCUGGUGAUCGUCAGAGGGGUGGAGUCCCGGAGCGCCAGCCACCGCCUGCUGGGCUGGGGCGCAUGCGGAGGCGUCUGGGUCCUGGGUACGGCGCUGUCUCUGCCCGCCCUCUACAACAGCUCCUUCACCCCCCUCGGUGGCGGGCAGGAGGUGUGCGCCGAGCGCCACGACGCCAGCACGGCGACAGCCUGGCUCCUGGCCACCAGAGCGCUCCGCCACACCCUGGGUUUCCUCCUGCCGCUAGCCAUCAUGCUGGUGUGCUACGGCGUCACAGUGCUACGGCUGCUGCGCACGCGCGGGGGCUUCCAGCGCCAGCGUGCCAUGAGGGUGAUUGUGGCGGUGGUGGUGGCGUUCCUACUCUGCUGGAGUCCAUACCACCUGGCCGUGGUGGCCGACACCCUGGUGAGGGCCAAGCUGCUGCCGGAGGGCUGCACCUUGAGGACGGGUGUGUCCCGGGCUAUGUUCGCCACACAGAGCCUGGGGCUGCUGCACAGCUGUGUCAACCCAGUACUGUACGCCUUUGUGGGGAAGAAAUUCCGCCAGAGGCUGGCGAAGGAGCUGAGGAGGAGGGGGGUGCUGGAGAGAACCUCCGCCAGCAGGUCCAGCAGGUCCUCAUCCACGCCAGAGAUCACCUCCACCCUCAUGUGAUCACACCAGCCAGAGAUCACCUCCACCCUCAUGUGAUCACACCAGCCAGAGAUCACUUCCACCCUCAUGUGAUCACACCAGCCAGAGAUCACCUCCACCCUCAUGUGAUCACACCAGCCAGAGAUCAC